GCUUGUUACACGGCUAAGGAUGCGGUCGGCGCUCAGCCGUUGCACCUGGCGGCGGUGACAGCACAGGACGAUGCUCUGCGGUUCCUCGUUUGCAAUCUGGGUGUCGAUGUCAACGCGACAGCUACCCCUCUGCAGAUCACAGCCCUCCAUUACGCUGCCAAGGAAGGACAUGCCGGCACCAUCAAGACCCUUCUGUCCCUCGGCGCCGAUCUAAACGCAAAGGAUGGCAAACACCGAACAGCUCUUCACAUGGCGUGUGCAGGCCAGCACGUGGCAUGUACCCAAAUUCUUCUGCAGUCGGGAUUGCAGGACUCUCCGGACAGCAGCGGAACACGCGCGAGGCAGCUGGCGAAGAAGCCAGACCUCCUCCGGUUUUUCGAAGAGAUCAACAUGAGCGCAGGAACUUGAGGAAUAAAAAUUGUUUCUUUCUGGC
Messenger RNA from Gekko japonicus, 433 nucleotides. It is a transcript of the gene ANKRD16, whose product is annotated as ankyrin repeat domain 16. Gene Ontology annotation, molecular function: protein binding. The record is from RefSeq and is a predicted model, not a curated record. The transcript has 3 exons. The annotation marks the transcript as partial. NCBI's taxonomy places the organism in Eukaryota, Metazoa, Chordata, Lepidosauria, Squamata, Gekkonidae.